Messenger RNA from Oryctolagus cuniculus (rabbit), 4123 nucleotides. NCBI's taxonomy places the organism in Eukaryota, Metazoa, Chordata, Mammalia, Lagomorpha, Leporidae. The record is from RefSeq and is a predicted model, not a curated record.
AUGAUUGGUGAUCAAUCUAUCCAGCUGCCGGUAUGAGAGCGUGCGCAGGGCUGCGCGGGAGUAUGGCCUCCAGGAGGGGGGCGCAAACGAGGACUGGACCCUCUACUGGACAGACUACGUCAUGCCGCUGGAGAGGGUGAUGGAAAUGAAGAGCUACCAGAAAAUCAACCACUUUCCUGGGAUGAGCGAAAUCUGCCGCAAGGACUUGCUGGCCAGGAAUAUGAGCCGCAUGCUGAAGAUGUUCCCUAAAGAUUUCCACUUUUUCCCCAAGACCUGGUGCCUCCCUGCUGACUGGGGAGACCUGCAGGCCUAUAGCAGGCUAAGGAAGAAUAAGACGUUCAUCUGCAAGCCAGACUCGGGCUGCCAAGGGCGUGGGAUCUUCGUCACGCGGACGGUGAAAGACAUCAAGCCAGGGGAGGAUAUGAUCUGCCAGCUCUAUAUUUCCAAGCCCUUUAUCAUCGACGGGUUCAAGUUUGACCUGCGCAUCUACGUGCUGAUAACAUCCUGUGACCCUCUCAGGGUUUUUGUGUACAACGAAGGGCUGGCUCGCUUCGCCACCAGCUGCUACUCUCACCCCUGCACAGAGAACCUGGAUGACAUCUGCAUGCACCUGACUAACUAUUCCAUCAACAAGCACAGUUCCAACUUCAUUCAAGACGCGCACUCAGGCAGCAAGAGGAAGCUCUCCACCUUCAACGAGUACAUGGAGAGCCGCGGCCACGACCUGAAGCAGAUCUGGGAGGACAUCGAGGACAUGAUCAUCAAGACCAUCAUCUCCGCCCACCCCAUCAUCAAGCACAACUACCACACCUGCUUCCCCAACCACACGCUCAACAGCGCCUGCUUUGAGAUCCUGGGCUUCGACGUCCUCUUGGACCACAAACUCAAGCCCUGGCUGCUGGAGGUCAACCACUCUCCAAGCUUCUCCACCGACUCGAGGCUGGACAGAGACGUGAAGGACAGUCUGCUGUACGACACCCUGGUCCUGAUCAACCUGGGAAGCUGUGACAAAAAGAGAGUGCUGGAGGAGGAGAGGCUGCGGGGCCGCUUCCUGCAGCAGUGCCGCUCACGGGAGAGCAGGAUGGAGGAAGCCCAAGGCUUCCAGGCUAUGUGGUUAGCAAAAACUGAGAAAUACGAGAAGGAAAACCACGGCGGGUUCCGGCUGAUUUACCCCAGUCUGAAUUCGGAGAAGUACGAGAAGUUUUUCCAGGACAACAGCUCGGUCUUCCAGAACACGGCUGCUUCCAGGGCCCGGGAGGUGUACGCCCGGCAGCUGAUCCAGGAGCUGAGAAUUAAACAGGAGAGCAAAUCCCUUCAAAGGAGAGAGAAGGCCAACAGGCAGGGGGAGUCGGCGGGUGAGCGAGUGAGAGGCAAGAGCACCAGGAUGUGGCGGCAGACACAGCCCCAGAAGUGCAAGGUCACCACCUGCGCCUCCAAACAACCCUUCCAGCCAUUGUCGCUAGUGUCCUGCAUCCCAGACUUGCUCUUGAGUGUCAGAGAUUUAAAGAAAAACGAGCCAGAUGGCAGCUCCCACCCGAAGGCUUCCAGGAGGAAAGCUGGCCCUGCUCCCCACAAGUCCGCACCUACACGGCACUACAGCUCCGUACCUGACCUGAGGAAUUCAAGUCUCAGCUGCUCAGGGCUGGAGCUCCAUAAACCCAGCUCCAGAACCAAGAAGGCCAAGUCUACCUCUGCUGUGUGCAUUUUCCCUGGCGCUGGACCUUUAGCCUCUGUAGAAUCCUCCCCAGAAUCUACCACCCCAGUCUCGGCCUCCUCAGAGUCUCCGCCAAACCCGACCCUGAGCACCAGCUCUGAGCGCAGCAGCCCAGGCACGGUCAGGCUGGUCUCCUUUCAAAAAUGCAAGCUGCAGCAGAUCCCCCGGCCGCCCACCUGGGAGAAGAUAGCAAAACCUGCUCCCAUGACAAAAUGCCACAGCUUCUCGGAGAGCCUGAGCCCAAGCUGGAUGUGGCCGAAGAAUGACAGGGAGAGAUGGCACCUGAUGUCAGAGCUAUUCCCCAGGGCCCAUCAGCCGAGGAAGACGCACUCCUUGUGCCUGUCACACUACAACCCCAAGAUGGUGCUGGGUGCCCGGUUGCAACGCCCCUCCCUGCCUAGGGAAUGCCGCUCGGGCGGCCGCAGCUCUGGCAAGAAGAGGCGGCCACAACAGCCGGACGUCGCUGCCCUCCUCCUCCUGCAGAGCCCUCGCCACCAGGGGGCAUCACCAAAAGACCUCCUGGUGGUGUCCACUCCAGCUCGACUGGACCCGAGGCCUGGCGGAAGCCGUACAGGUGCUGCGAGGGACCCGUGCACGCCGGACCGGGAAGCAUACGGUCACUGCCUGAUCUCUGGCCCACAAGGAUGCGACAGGAACUAGAAUCUGGAUUGCUGCCAUUAUUUCCAUUCCUACCUCCUACUGCUAGGAAGUGAUCGCUGUCUCCCCACAACGUCUCUGGCAUCCACUGGAAGUCUCAUUGCCUCAUCUAGAUACCCCGGUCUGAUAAAUCCCUCCCACUAGCACCACUGAGGCCGACAGUCUUGCCUUUGCUUAGCUUACUGUGCUAUGGGCCUGUGACUUCCACGGCCCGAUGGGUGCUGCCCCAGGACUCACUCCAGUUGCCCUACCAGUGGUCCUCCCACAGUGCCAUCCUCCAGGGCACUGCCCCAGGUAGAGCAACCUGCAGGGAGACGCGUUUCAGAGAAGGACUCGGCACUCCAAGGAGCCGGAGUCCUCCGUCCGCCACCUGGCCUGUGCCAGUUGGUCCUCAUCUCUCAAGAUAAAGGACAAGGCUGGGCAUGACGGAGAACUCAGGGCCCUGAGUUAGGAGAACUGGGGCAGCUGCAACAUCACCACAUACCAGUCAGACGCCCUUCCCGCUCUGGCCAGCCCUGAGAGCCACCGCUGCUACCUCGGAGCCCACAUGUCCCAGCCCGACUCAGCCUCGUCGGUGAAGUCAGAGGGGAGGUGUCAGCAGCCAGCCUACAGAAAUGCGGCCCCUUCCCUUCUGGUGCACAUCAGUGCAAUGAGUGACCGUGUUCAAUGUCAGCAGCAGGGGCCUGACUCGGGGAGAGUGGGGUGGGGGUGGGGGAGAUCGUUCUGACACCCCCAAGAAGGGAGCUCCAGAUCCAUUGGAAAGUCAUCAGGAGACGUUUUGCAGAAUUUCUGGGGGACAGAUGGCCUGCAGUGAACCCUGCCCUUCUUCCUGAGCCUGGGCCACCCUUCGUCCGAGCCUGGGCUGGCCCUCUCCAGAGCACUGUGGCUCCUCUGCCUCUGCCCAGUGCCAGGCCUGAGAGACUCCAGGGAUCACAUUGCACCAAUCCUGCCAGGUCCCUCUCUCUGCUCUCUAGGAACAUGACCUAGGACUUUUGCUUCCCUAGCUCACCCUGUGUUGCAUCCUUGGUGAGAGUUUUGGUGGGGGAGGGUGGAGCAGGCAUGGAGGAAGAUAAGCACCUGUCUCGCAGCGCAUUGACACAACUUUGCCUUGUGGGUUCCCAGAACCAGGAAUUUCUAGCCUCAAGGAUGUCAGAGGAUUCUGGGAUACUUGAACCCCAGAAUACCUCUCAGUCAACAGCCUUUUGUCAUCCAGGGUAUUAAAUGGAGAGGUGGGACUUGAGUCUCUUGUGUCUGGCUGUGAACACACACAUACAUGCACACACGUGUGCACAUUUCUGGGCCUGGUCUUAAGGAUUCUUGGUAUAGGGGUCUUUUCAAUAAGUCAAGGCCGGCUUGGAUGGCAGAAGAUGAAGGCCUUGGUUAGCACAAGCAGACAAGUGAAAGGUCAGGUUUCACCCGCACUCAUCAGUCCCUUCCUGAUGCUCAGAGCAGACCGCCCCAGGCCAGUCUUCCCCCUGUGGUUACCAUUUGCCAUAGAUGAUAGCCUGGCCCAAGACAAAAUAUAAGACUUGCUGGUACAGGGAUUCCUCAAAGCUCUCCAUCUCUCUCCAUCUCUUCCGUUUUCUCCCUCCUCACCAGCGCCAGCCAGUCAAGGGUUGUGCGCUGAUACAAAGGUGUGCAUGGAGCAGGGGUUAAGUCGCUGCUCGCAGUGACCACAUCCCACAUCACCUGCUGUCUCCCAGGAUCUGCUUUAGCGGGAAACUAGAACCAGGAACCGGGAACUCUUGAUGU